AUGACGACAACCCAUCAAGAAAUCACCCAAGUCGUAGUGCUCAAGGCCGAGGCCGCUGGUGAGCCCAUUGCAAACACAGUGGUCCUCACUCAGGUAGCCACCGAUGGCGACGAGAUCACUGUUGCAACUACCACCAAGUCCGAGUGUCCCAAGACUGAAGACACGGUCAACUAUUCAGACACCGUCCCCUCCUAUUCCGCACGGCAAGUGGCCGAGCACAAGUCCGCCACGGAUCUGUGGAUUAUCGUGGAUAAUGACGUAUACGAUGUCACGAGGUUCCAGCAUGAGCAUCCUGGAGGACAUAAAGUAAUGGCCGGCGUGGCUGGCAAAGAUGCCACAAAGAAGUUUGACAAGUAUCAUCGACGCGGAAUACUAGAAAAGUACAAGAAAGAUUUCAAGAUUGGUAUAUUGGCGACGGAACCCUUGGGCCAAGAGACCAGGAGUGGCCUAUUUGGAAUUCUCAAGGCUCGAAAGAAAUAA
Messenger RNA from Pestalotiopsis fici W106-1, 480 nucleotides. RefSeq lists its product as uncharacterized. The transcript is spliced from 2 exons. Bases 1 to 480 code for a protein of 159 amino acids. The record is from RefSeq and is a predicted model, not a curated record. Lineage: Eukaryota; Fungi; Ascomycota; Sordariomycetes; Amphisphaeriales; Sporocadaceae. Gene Ontology annotation, cellular component: membrane; intracellular membrane-bounded organelle. Gene Ontology annotation, molecular function: heme binding.